Rangifer tarandus platyrhynchus (Svalbard reindeer) is the source of this 324-nucleotide messenger RNA. The record is from the annotation of a GenBank genome assembly. Lineage: Eukaryota; Metazoa; Chordata; Mammalia; Artiodactyla; Cervidae.
AUGGAAGAUGGUGAAAUCGAUGGAAACAAAGUCACUUUAGACUGGGCCAAACCUAAGGGUGAAGGUGGCUUUGGUGGUCGAGGAAGAUGCAGAGGUGGCUUUGGAGGCCGAGGUGGUGGCAGAGGUGGCCGAGGUGGAUUUGGUGGCAGAGGCCGGGGAGGCUUUGGAGGGCGAGGAGGCUUCCGAGGAGGCAGAGGAGGAGGAGGAGACCACGAGCCACAAGGAAAGAAGACGAAGUUUGAACAGUUUCUUCUAUCCCUGUCUCUCCCUCUUCCAUUUGAAAGAAAGGACUCUGGGGUUUUUACUCUGUUACCUGAUCAAUGA